AUGGAUGGCGAGUGGAUGACCGAGAGUGCCUUCGGUCAGCAAAGCACUCUCGAAGAGGUACACCAAGGAAGAUCCGCGCCUCUCACUCUCGACGACAGCUACAUGUCGCGCCCCUUACCAUCAACUCCGGAGGAUAUCCAGAAAGAACUAGACCGAUUCAGCCAGCUUCCGAGUGCGGCUGAGCCAGACCUCACCCCGAUGGAGGAGAUGGGGCUUCAGACAUGGAACAUGCGCUUGAUGUCUCAGCAUGUGCAGCCAUUCUCGUUCGACGAAACACUCAAACUCGACUCAUCCUCAAGCCGUUACAACGACGUCUCGUCCGACUCAUUCAACUUCAAUGACUUUGAGUCUGGUUUCAACAUUCCCGCCGGCGCGUCUGAAAGCAGUAUCACCAAUCUCCAGCAGCUACACAGCGGUGACGACUGGCCAGCUUCCCGGAACGACUACUUCGACCAAGCCAUCUUCCCAGGCUUUCCUACCAUCGAUCGGUUCAUGGCAAAUACGAACAUUCUGCAUCACACCGCCGAGAACGAGCAUGACAGUACUCAACCCUCAGGCAGCACACAGCCGACAACAAGCAGUACUCCAGAUACCGUCGACCUUGCCCGGCCCGCACUAUCUUCCACUCCGACUGGCAGCGCUGCUGCGAUGCGCGUGUUCCGCAAAGUUGUCGACAGCGGCUGGACCCUCGGCAGUCCGGCAACUACACUUCAAGAGGCAAUACAGGAGGCAGUCGUGCCACUCCAAACCAGCGGUGAUUUCCCUGGUACGGACUGGAGUGACCGAAAGAGCGGGCUGGUUCUGUCGACCAACGAGGAGGAUUCGAAGCAGUUUCUGCACGCUGCUGGUUUGAAGUACAACCGCGACAACCACCGCAUCAAGCCAUUGGUGUCUUACGGUCUCUUGGUCUACUAUUAUCGCCCGCCGUUCGAAGAAGACUACGUCGAGCUGUACACUAGGCACAAGAAAGCACCGACUCACUGCUUUGGGCUCGAGCUGUGGCCGCCAAGCGAGGACAUCGAUACUUCGGAUAACGUGCAGCAGUUGGAAGGCGGUAGCGAAGAGGACGGCUUUGCCAAUGCCUACACAGACACUACCGCAACUGGACCAUUCGCAACAUCCUCAGUACCAUCAGGAACAAUUACCUCAGACCAGGUCACCGGCGAGAUCGCCUUUGCCCUCGCAAAGGGUUACACCAACAUCGCAUGCGCCAAGCUUAUAGGCAUUGCUCGAGACACUUUCUACAACGGACGCAUCUUGAAGUACAUGCAGGCACUCGCGAGGAGCGGUGACAAAUCACUCAGCAAGAUCAUGGAGGAGUUCGAUGAGGCUCGUCGAGGCAACAGGAUCCGGACUGGUCAGAGAUAA
Fulvia fulva is the source of this 1368-nucleotide messenger RNA. RefSeq lists its product as uncharacterized. Bases 1 to 1368 code for a protein of 455 amino acids. The record is from RefSeq and is a predicted model, not a curated record. The transcript has 2 exons. NCBI's taxonomy places the organism in Eukaryota, Fungi, Ascomycota, Dothideomycetes, Mycosphaerellales, Mycosphaerellaceae.